Messenger RNA from Parastagonospora nodorum SN15, 873 nucleotides. RefSeq lists its product as hypothetical. The transcript has 2 exons. Gene Ontology annotation, biological process: DNA-templated transcription. Gene Ontology annotation, molecular function: zinc ion binding; DNA-directed RNA polymerase activity; DNA binding. Bases 1 to 873 code for a protein of 290 amino acids. Gene Ontology annotation, cellular component: RNA polymerase III complex; RNA polymerase I complex; RNA polymerase II, core complex. Lineage: Eukaryota; Fungi; Ascomycota; Dothideomycetes; Pleosporales; Phaeosphaeriaceae. The record is from RefSeq and is a predicted model, not a curated record.
AUGAAUUUCCUCUCUACCAUCUCCACCCUCUUCUUCCCGACUUGUCUCAGAUCUGACACCCCAUCGCCCCCGCACCGUACCAACAUCCGGACAAUAGAGUGCAAUCAGUACGGGCGCCGGUUGUAUUUACGCCCAAUUAUGCCGCCGACGACGAGGAGGCAGAGUACGGUUAUGGUGAGGGAGGAAGGGGGUGAGCAAAUGGGUAGGGCUCAGGCCAAAGAAGAACGGAUGGAUACAGCGAAUGCGGAGAGAAGGGUGGAUAGUGCGGAGAGAAUGGAUAGUGCGGAGAGAAUGGAUAGUGCGCAUGUUGAAGAAGUGUUGGAGAGAAAACAGAGUCGGAUAACCUUCGACGUGCCCGUGAAGGAAUCAGCCGGUAAUGGAAACGAGGAUGUAGUGACGAUAUCAGCAAAACGCCGCACACUGAGUGUGGAAAUGCACGAGGCGAUCGAGGCGCUGCAUAGAGAGGAUGAAGAACAAGAACGAAACCUCGCAAAGACCCCUGCCUCGGAAACAGAAUCUGGAUCAGAAACAGGCGGAGAAGUAUCCGCGUCAGAAUCUGGCGAGUCGUCACCUGCGACGCCGACGAGUGUUGCCGCACCGAUUACGCCGUCUUCUUCUAAUCGUAGUGCUAUUAUCGGUGUUGGUCUGACUGAGCGUCCGGAUCUGCAGUAUCACACUCCAUCAGCAAGACCUGUACUAGCACAGGUCCCGCCUGCAGAGCCGUGGGUCAUGUACUACGACUGCGCGGGCGGUAAAGGGUGUGUCGACCCCGUGAGGAUCAAACAAGGCGAACCGAUCCGGUGCAAGGAAUGUGGAUUUCGAAGCGUGUACAAGAGGCGCACGAAUAGGAUGGUUCAGUUUGAAGCGCGCUGA